GAGAGCAAUUUCAAGUUUAGUUAAAAAAAGAAACAUUCUAAGAAAUUACAAACACAACGCGCGAAAUGUGUAAUCCCGCUGUCCAGCGACUUGCCGUAGCUACAUGGCCGUGAGGCUUGGGGCCCAAUGUUUUACCCUGUUUUCUGUACAAAGUUUCAAACAGUAGCGAAAACUUUUUAGAAUGUCCCCAUUUAUUCUAAAACCCAAAGCUUUUAUACGCAGAAUGUGAAGAUUAUUUUCCUUUAGCACUUUUCAUGAGUCUACUUCUACAUUGAGCUUGAUGGCGGCGUUAAUAUUCAUGCCCCGGCGUCUUCUGUUAUGGUCGCUUUGCUUGGCUUAUCUUGUUGAAUGCGAGAUCUCUGUAGAAAGCGAGGAAACUACCCAUCAAAGCAACCAACAGAGUUUCUUUGCAAACGAAUUCAAGAAAGACGAGGAAACAUGCCAUGACCCGCAGAAAUGCAAGGAUGUUCCACUUGUGGAAAGUACAAAGUGUUGGGGUUAUGAGUCAAGAUGUUCUACUCCUGAUAAAUGGUACAAGAGGCCAGUGUGUGAUGAUUCCUCUGGGUGGAGACACUAUUCAUCAAAUGAAGAGAAGGUUAAUAGCUUUUGGACAGAGGCUGACUUUGGUUAUGUCAAGAAAUUUAUAGAUUCAACAAAAGAUGUUUGUAAAUCAGACAAGGUGAAUGGUGGAUCACUACAGUGCUCUAAGGAGCUUGGCUACUGCACUGCCAAUAAUCUGUACAUGGAUCUGCGCAAAGGCACUAGGACGCAAAACGAGAGGUUUAACCCUGAAAUGCUGGCUGGGUUCUGUGACCUUGACCUUGCAGUGUUACAAGAUCUAGGAGGGCACAGAAUGGAGUUAACAUCCUGGGUUGCAGAGAUAGAGAAAUACCAAAGCAUUCCGUAUGACCCCUUAUCUGAGGGUCAUUGUGAUGUCAUCAUUGAAAGACCAACGUUCUUCAUGAAGCUUGAUGCUGUUGUGAACAUGUACCAUCAUUUCUGUGAUUUCUUCAACCUGUACGCCACACAGCAUGUGAACGGAUCCUUUAGUACUGAUGUCAACAUUGUGCUCUGGGAGGCAUACAAACGUGGGGGCCUGGGUAAUUUUAGUCCCACAUGGCGUGUGUUCACUCGCCAUCCUUUGCUCUACCUUGGCCAUGACUUUGCUGGAAAACGGGUGUGCUUCAAGCACGCCAUUUUCUCAUUGCUCCCUCGCAUGGUCUUUGGUUUGUUCUACAACACUCCACUGACUCCUGGAUGCUCAGGGAGUGGUCUGUUCAAGGCUUUUUCAAAUCAUCUUGUGAAGCGACUCGGGAUUGUGCAAGAGCGCAAUGAAUCGGAUGUUGAUGCACCUGUACGUGUGACACUUUUAUCCCGAGGAACAAAGUACCGAGAUAUACUGAAUGAGAAUGAGCUUGUGGAAGCUCUGAGCAGCCACCCAGCCAUCUCACUGAAGAUUGCAAAGUUUUCCUGGGAUGUGCCCUUUUUAGACCAAAUAAAGGUUACCCAUAACACAGAUGUGUUUCUUGGCAUGCAUGGUGCAGGUUUGACACAUGCGCUCUUUCUGCCAGAUUGGGCGGUGCUGUUUGAACUCUAUAACUGUGAUGACCCAAAUUGCUACAAAGAUUUAGCAAGACUGAGAGGGGUUAGCUAUAUCACAUGGGAGGACAAGAAUAAAGUUAUAGAAAAAACAGAGGAACUCCAUCCUGAGUAUUCAGAACACCCAAAGUUCAGGAACUAUGCAUUUGAUGCGGAAGAGUUUAUGAGGCUUGUAACAUUAGCUGUUACUAAAGUUCGUGAAAACCUAAAGUCACACAUCCAAAACACCUAGAUAUGAAUCAACCUAGAAAUAUCACAAGACACAGUUGAACUGAGACUGAGACAUUGCAUGAUCCAGUUGAGCUAACACUUAACAUAGACAAAUUAACAUACCCACCAACCCCAGAAGAUCUUGAGAACUGUUUAUUUGGGGAGGGGUGGAGUAUAUACCCUUGGCAGCCUUCAAAUAAGUGGUUUGCUCUGCCUCCCUUUCAUUCUAUUUUAUUUUUUGGCUCAGUCAUUUAAGUAUAAAAAUUCCUUUGAGGUUUUGAUGCAUGUUUUUUUUACUACUAUAGGUGUUGUGUUUUUUAGUGUUUCGGGGUUGGAUAAGCAGUAGUUACUAGGAAGUUCUCACAAGUCCUUAGGGUGAGAAGUUUAACCAUAAUUUCACAAAGUUAGGAAUCGUUUAAAAUGUCUAUUUUUGGGACAUAAAACAAUUAAACCAAAGCAUGCAUAAAAUUGUAUAUAUUUACAAAAUGUUUUAUGAAAAUUGUUUUAUUUUAUAUUUAUAUCAGUUAAAGCUAAUUAUUUCAGUUCAAGCAAAGAUGUUUCAGAAACUUAUAUUAGGUUUAUAUGCAUGAAAUGUGAACAAAUAAAACGGAAAAAUAAAAAUAAAUGUUGUUAUGAUAAUCAAUAAACCAAGAUGGUCUGAGCAGAA
Molecule: messenger RNA, 2476 nt
Organism: Nematostella vectensis (starlet sea anemone)
Lineage: Eukaryota; Metazoa; Cnidaria; Anthozoa; Actiniaria; Edwardsiidae
Product: EGF domain-specific O-linked N-acetylglucosamine transferase
Exons: 17
Coding region: 281-1831 (516 amino acids)
Cellular component (GO): endoplasmic reticulum lumen
Molecular function (GO): protein N-acetylglucosaminyltransferase activity
Source: RefSeq, a predicted model, not a curated record